AUGUUCCAAAGAUAAGUAUGGUCCUCUAACACUCAAGAAGUCUCUGUCCAGCUGCCCUUUAAGAUGCCAAGAUGCCUGUGGGUUCUCUUUCAACCUCUAUUUUGGCUAGCAUGAUACAAGUUAACAAUGUGCCUCCUCCUCCACUUCGAAGUAUACCACGCCUGAGACUGAGAAAAACCAUUAAUUAUAGUCGGUUGAAUGCCUUAUGCCACAUUAGAGGACUAGAGAGCAGCCGGCAUUCUCCCCUUUAUUUGGAAGCUCACAAUAAAUUCAUCAAACAAUAUCCUCAAAUAUUCCGGCAUGAAAAAAUAGUAUUGCCUGAAGUUCCUCCCCAGAUUGACAAAAGCAAAUCUGGUCUAAAGGCAGCAAAGAAACACUCACUGGAGAAAUCACACAAUGUAUCUACAUAUAUUAGACAAGUUCGUGGUUGUUUUGAUGAAGAAGAAAUAUCUCCAGAAGCAUUCCUGGAGUUCUUAGAUAUCUUAAAGAAGCUGCCAGUACAUAGAACAGCACAAGAACAUAAAACUGUGUGGAAAAUUUUGAAGAGUAUUCAAGCAUUAACCUCUCAACUUAGCAAUGAGGAUCUGAAAAUCUUGAGUAAGAAAGUCAUGUCUGAAACCUGGAUCAAAGGUAGCACAGUGAUUGGUGAAGAUGGACUUUAUGUCAUACUGACGGGCCAGGCUCGACAUUGUCUAAAGGUGUUUCGAAGUCUGACUGAAGAAAACGACUCAGUCAUCUCUUCACUAUCCAGGGAGAGUUUUCUUUUUGACGCAAAGUUAAAAGAUUCUACAGUGAUUGAACUAUACGUACCUUCAAAGAAAUUAACAUUGAAAAAGUGGAGUGUCUUUGGAUCACUGAAAUAUACACCUGAAAUGGAUGAAAGUGAGCGUGCAGUUGUGAUAGAUGAUGACUGUGAAAUCCUGAAAAUACCAACAAAGGAGUAUGAGAAAUUAAAAUUGGAAAAAGUGAAACAAGAAAAUGCAUACAAAUUGAAAUUAAUCCGCAAGUGCCCUUUUUAUGAAAGCUGGCCUACUUUAUCCAUAUGGGAGCUAGUUUCACUUACUAAAUUCAAAGUUUUUCCUCCAGGUCAUGUGUUAGUAGAAUGUGGAACUGUCAUUUCCUUUGUGGGUUAUAUCAAUUCUGGAUAUUGUAACAUUUACAGAAAUAUUGUUGGAUUUGUAGACCUACCAGCAAACAAAGUGAAAAAAGUUAAAAAACUUGUUUAUAUGGGUCAACUUAAGGAGAAGGAAUCCUUUGGUGAGAUCAGUAUUCUUCUUCAAGAACCCUUCACAUGCACAAUUAUUACUGGACGAGAAGUUGAGAUGGCAGUUAUUGAAGAUAAGGACAUACAUGCACUGGAUCCUGUGACCAAAGAACUUAUGAUUCAAACCGCAAAACCAACUUUUGAGCAUCUGACAGAAGAAGAUAUAAAAUGUAAAUAUAUAAAAACUGUACAAGAAAAAGAAUGGAAAUAUUUCAAGAAUAAGACAAUUAAAAGAAUCUUGCAUUGUAAUGGAGUUCGUCCUGGCUUUGGAAAAUGGAAACACCACUGGCCAUCCUUCCCAAAGAAUUUCAAGAACACUGUUAUCAGUUAAUCAUGAUAUAAGCCUCUUUAGAGACCAUCUUUAAUAUCUAAUUGGUUUUUGCCUUUUUAUUUUAAUUACUUUUUAGAAUUGCUUUACAUAGUUAUAAUUAUAUAGAACUAUAUUUAUUUUAUUUUCUAUAACAGAUAUUAAUAAUCUUUCUGGCUAUUUAGUUACAUAUUACUUCUCAAUAUAUAUACUUGGUAUAACUAAAUGAUUUUUAUAUUGUCAUAAGUUUUUCAUUGUGAGAUAGUAUAUUAUAAUGAAAAUAAAUGGUAUCUUCCAUA
Mastomys coucha (southern multimammate mouse) is the source of this 1870-nucleotide messenger RNA. RefSeq names its product cyclic nucleotide binding domain containing 1 (gene Cnbd1). The transcript is spliced from 13 exons. Bases 72 to 1595 code for a protein of 507 amino acids. The record is from RefSeq and is a predicted model, not a curated record. NCBI's taxonomy places the organism in Eukaryota, Metazoa, Chordata, Mammalia, Rodentia, Muridae.